AUGGGUCAGAUGAGUCGUCUCCAGAAGAACAACACUGAGGCACCCAUGUCCAGAGAGAAGCAAACCCUGUUUGUUGGACAAUUCCGCAAGACCAAGCUUUGCCGCUUCCACGAGACUGGGCGUUGCCGAUAUGCUGAGAAGUGCCCGUUCGCGCACUCUCCCGAAGAGCUUGAGGACCUCCCGGACCUCCGCAAGACCUCUAUUUGCAAGAACUGGCAAAACCACUGCUGUAAAUUAUCUGCAGAUCAGUGCACCUUUGCGCAUGGCAAGGAGGAACUACGAAAGACCCCUCCGUUCGGCCGCAAGAGACCUCCCCAGACCGUGAUCAGCCGCAAGGACAGUUUCGAAGGCCAGCACAAGUUAAAGUGGCGACUUGCUUGUUUUGCCGGCAGUUACAGAGCACUGCUCAGUUACAGUUCGUUUGGUAGGCUUUCAACUUGCUAG
Molecule: messenger RNA, 444 nt
Organism: Effrenium voratum
Lineage: Eukaryota; Dinophyceae; Suessiales; Symbiodiniaceae
Source: the annotation of a GenBank genome assembly